Pyrus x bretschneideri (Chinese white pear) is the source of this 4661-nucleotide messenger RNA. Its product is annotated as receptor-like protein EIX1. NCBI's taxonomy places the organism in Eukaryota, Viridiplantae, Streptophyta, Magnoliopsida, Rosales, Rosaceae. The transcript is spliced from 3 exons. Gene Ontology annotation, molecular function: protein binding. The coding region runs from base 649 to 3660 and encodes 1003 amino acids. The record is from RefSeq and is a predicted model, not a curated record.
UUCCAUUAAUGUGUGUGCAUCAGCAUGUCUUAUCAUUUCAUAAGCUGAUCCACCGUCAGAAACUAGUGCUUUUUUACCAGUGAUGAUAUUAAAAUCAAAGUGUAGUUCAUUGCUGUCACCGAUUUUGUGCAGUAUAAUUUCAAAAUCAUACAACAUUCUACGGACUAUUGUCACGGUAGCUAAAAUUCCUCAAGCGAGUCUUGAAGCCCUCACAUUAACAAUAAUUAUACAAUAAACAAACAGUCACAAAUGAAUAAAACGCAAGGAACUGUUGUCGCUAAAAGACCAUAAGUAUUGUCUUGAUCAAAUGGCAGUGAUGAUUCUUCACUAACAACAAUUUAGCAUAAUUUCUAUGCAAAUACAUUUAAGUCGGUCAGUUUUUGUGUGUCUUCUAAUCUAAUAACGCCAAGACUAAAUUUGUAAAGACCCUAGUUAGUUGCAGUGUAAUUAUUCGAAAUACCGGAACUCUUGAGAACUUGCUGUCAAUAACCUUGAAGUAUCGCAUGGAGUAUCGUACCGGGUCCAAGACAAGACAAUACAAUUCCACUUACAUUGUUGAAAUUUUGGUUUGCAGGUGCCUAUUAUCCUCAACUUGUAAUUUACUUUGAAGCAUGAUUAGUAAUUUACUUUGAAGCGUGAUUAAGACAAAUGAAAAACGAAAGUGUAGAAGAAUCAUCUAUCUUGUGGGAGUCAUUCAUCCUUCCUCAUUCCUCUUAUCCUCUAAUACGUUUUGCAAUUUGUUUGGAAAUAAAUGACGGAAUCAGGUGCUUGAAGAAACUCUUCCAUACUUCCAUUGUGUUGCUACUUUUUCUACAAUGUUUCAACCCUUCCCUAUCCUCUGGAUUCAACAAUGUUUCUUUCAAUUUCGGAGCAAUUGGCCGCCGAGUGGUGACGAGGUGCAUAGAGAGUGAAAGGGAAGCACUGCUUGCUUUCAAACAAGGUCUGAUUGAUGACUACAAUCUCAUCUCCUCGUGGGGAAGAGAAGAACGCAAGCAAGAUUGUUGCAAAUGGCUUGGCGUCCACUGCAGCAACCGAACCAACCAUGUUACUCAACUUGAUCUUGGAGUUAAACAUAUGGAUAAAGCUUACUCACUUCAACACAAAGGUGACCAUAAAGAUGUCUAUUAUUAUUUGCAAGGUAAGAUGAUGAGUCCUAAACUGAUUGAGUUGCAACAUUUGAAAUAUUUGGACCUUUCAUGGAUUAACUUCAAUGGAAGCCAAAUUCCAGAUUUCAUUUGUUCUCUUUCCAACUUAAGAUUCCUCGAUCUCUCUUUUGCUUCUUUUGGUGGCCGAAUUCCAACUCAGAUCGGAAACCUUACCCACUUGCAAUAUCUUGAUCUCGGUUCCAAUAACUUUGCUAAUGUAGAAAAUAUGAAUUCAUGGCUGCCCCAUCUUUCUGCUUUAAAGUAUUUAGACCUGAGUGAUACCAAUCUCAGUAAUGUUCCUGACUGGAUGGAAGCAGUUACUAAGCUCCCUAAACUUACAAACUUGUCUCUGUCUUAUUGCAGUCUUCCUUCUCCUCUAAUUCAUUCCAGUACUCUUUUUAACAUAAAUUCUACUAGAUCUCUUGCUCAUGUAGAUCUCAGUUCCAACCAAAUCCCAUUUUCUUCAUCUUCUUCCAUAUUUGUGUGGUUAUCCAAAUACAAUGCCAGCCUUGUUCAUCUUGAACUCUCUGAAAACCAAAUUGAAGGAGGGAUUCCACAAUCAUUUUCCGGGUUAUGUAAUUUGCAAGAAUUGUACCUUAUGGGCAACAAUUUGAGUGGACAACUUUCUUGGUUGGUUCAAAUAUUAAUGUCUGCAUGCCCUGAUCAGAACUCAUUAGAGACUCUGGUCCUCUCAGGCAAUCAUCUUUCUGGAUCAAUUCCUAAUCUCACAAAAUUUUCAUCAUUGAAAGAAUUAGUUCUCCCUUACAAUCAAUUGAGUGGAACAAUACCUGAAAGCAUUGGGCAUAUGUCUAGGCUCGAGGGUAUCUACCUUGGUACGAAUGCUUUGGAAGGUGUGGUUUCAGAAAGCCACUUCUCCAAUCUCUCCAGAUUAAGGAAUUUGGAUAUGUCCAAUACCUCAGUAUCUUUAAGCUUCAGUUCUAAUUGGACUCCUCCUUUCCAAUUGGUUUCCAUUUAUUUGAGCUCUUGCAUGGUGGGUCCACAUUUUCCAAAAUGGCUUCAAACUCAAAAAAGUUAUCAGCACCUUGAUAUUUCUAAUGCAGGAAUAUUUGAUAUCCUUCCAAGUUGGUUAUGGAGCCCUCUGUCGCAUCAGAAUCCUAUAAAUUUUAUAGAUCUUUCCAACAACCAAAUUAGAGGAACAAUUCCAAAUUCAAGAUUUGAGUUUCCCUCAUCUUACUAUAGUAAAGUGAAUUUGAGUUGGAACCGAUUGGAAAGUCCAGUCCCUUCAUUCCUUUCCACAGUGAUAUCUCUAGAUCUCUCCAACAAUAAGCUUUCAGGGUUAAAUUCUUUCAUGUGUCCAAAGACUCCGAACAAGGUUAGUCGUUUAGUCUCUCUUGAUCUCUCAAGUAACAAUUUGUACGAACAACUUCCUAAUUGUUGGUCACGUUUAGAAAAUCUUGCCUUUCUUGAUUUGAGUGAUAAUGCUCUUUUUGGGAAAAUUCCUACCACAAUGGGCUCUUUACCUUCUAUUCAAACGCUGAAGUUAAACAAGAAUGGGCUUGUGGGGGAAUUGCCUUCAUCCUUGAAGAACCUUACCAGACUCAGUGUUUUUGAUGUUGGAGAAAAUAACUUAUCAGGUUUGAUACCUAAAUGGUUAGGGGUUGGACUUCCAAAUUUGGCCAUCCUUAUCCUCCGUUCUAAUCACUUCUAUGGAAGCAUUCCACUACAAUUGUGUAAUAUGAGAAACAUUCAAAUUCUGGAUUUUUCGAUGAAUAACAUAUCUGGAACUAUACCCAAAUGCGUCAACAAUUUGACUAAUUUGGCUACAAAAGGAAGUUCAAGUCUAACUAUUUUUCAUACCUAUGAUAUGUCACUUGGCGGACAAUCAGGUUAUUUUGAGGAAGCAUCCUUGAUAUGGAAAGGCAUAAUGUCCAAAUACAAAAGUACUCUGGGGCUUGUAAAGUGUAUUCAUCUGUCGAGUAACCAAUUAACGGGGGAGAUUCCUAGGGAAAUCACUGAUCUUGUGGGGUUGGUUUCUUUAAACUUGUCAAGAAACAAUUUAACAGGUCAAAUAACUCCAACAAUCGGGAAGUUGGAGUCCUUAGAGUCCCUUGAUCUGUCAAGAAACCACAUAUAUGGUGGAAUACCAACAAGCCUUUUUCAAAUAUAUGGUCUUGGUGAUUUGGACUUGUCAAACAACAACCUGUCUGGAAAAAUUCCAAUGGGGACUCAGCUCCAAACCUAUGAUCCAUCUGAUUUUGCUGGAAAUCCUCUGCUUUGUGGGAUUCCACUUCAACAGUUGUGCUCUCCUGAGGAAACAAGUCCCAAGGAGCAACCAAUGUUUGGGGAUCAAGUUAAAGAGAAUGAUGGGCUUAUAACAACAGGAUUUUACUUGAGUUUGGCAUUUGGUUUUGUUGUUGGAUUUUGGGGAGUUUGUGGGAGUUUGAUAUUCAUCAGGUCAUGGAGAUACACAUACUACAAGUUCUUGAGCUGUGUGUACGAUUGGCUUUAUGUGAGGGUGGCGUUGAUCAGGCGACGAAGAGCGAUUGAUGGGUAAACUCUUGUGCAUCUACCGUUGGUAAGCAAUGCUCCCUUUAAACUGGAGAAGAAGGAGAUUGAAGAGUGCAAUUUGAAGUUAUAAUUUAGUGAAAGUGUUGUGUUUAAUUUAGUGGCCUUUUUGUUUUUGCAAUGACGUUACUUGAAUUAUCUUUAAGGGGUUAAUUAGGUUCUCUUCAUCCUCUUUUACUAAGUGUACCAGUUGAUCAUUUUCAAUAAAUUUCUUUGACAAACUUGCAAGAACUUAUUAAUCAAGUUACAAAGAGAACAAAUAGACAGAUAAUUCAAUAAAAGAAUGGAUACAUUAACAUUGAGAACAUCAUACAUUACAUUAACAGAUAAUUCAAUCAAUAUAUCUCACAUCAUCAAUUGUUGAUUCUUUACGAUUCAAGUCUGAUCAGACCGCAUUAUCUUGACAACCGAGAAAAACAAUUCGAAUUAUUAAAAUCUGAUUGGCGUAAGAGCUCACUACUGGUUUAAUUGACUAUUCUCAUCAUUCAUUAAUUCUCAUUGCCACCUUCAGCCAACGUAAAACAUGAGGUUAUCGAGUGCACCAAUUGGGCAAUUAGCAUGACAGACGAUGCAUGCAGCAUUGCAAUAAUGUAAUGGAAAUUGGAUUUUCGUACACAGAGCCCUCAAUAAUGCAUCGGUUCGGCUGCGCAAUGUUAGAAAAAUAAAAUAAGGACCAUAUUCUUCAAUGAUUUUGUUGUGUUUGCAGUGGAUCUUCUGGGUCGGACCAUUCAUCGGAGCUGCACUUGCUGCGCUACCAUCAGAUAGUCAUCAGAGCCAUCCCAUUCAAGACCAGGGAUUGACAUAGUAAUCCCCUUCGGGUGUCCCCGUCGGGCCUUGUUCUGUCUAAAUGCUGCGAUUGUGUAUAUUUCGUUCGUUGUGUUUUAAUGUCGAGAGUGGAUAUUUGGGGUGCUAAUGUGCAUAUAAGUUAUUUAUCCUGUUACAUUAAUGGAAAACUUUAUUUAAUUUAUUUAUACUUUGUUAUUAUGUUUA